UUGUUGCAUAAAGAGGGAAGACAUAGAAAAGUGAGGAGAGGAAGGGUCAGUUCACAGCAGAAACACUGCCGAGAGAAGAGACGAGUCAGAAAGAGAGAAAGAGAAACUGAUCGUCUCAAGCAUCCAACGAAUCAGGAUGUUUGUUCUCAUCUGGGCAACUCUGCUUCUCUCUGUUAUAAGCAGCAGUUCUUACACAGGUGGAUCAGUGAAGGAAACAUGUGACUAUGGGUUCUGCAUUACUCUUAGUGAAAGAGAAAUAACAGCAGAGGCUGGACUCUGUGCUGUGAUACCGUGUUCUUUCACUCCUGGUUAUGGCUUUACAGUCUCCAGUGUAGUUUGGUUCAAAUGUGAACCAUCGAAACCAAGAUGUGUUGAAUCAGACAUAAUAUUUCGCAGUAACAAGAACAGAAGAAAUAUUCAGUCAGGGUUUGAAGGACGAGUGUCACUGUUGGAUCCUGAUGUGAGUCUGAACAACUGCAGCAUCAUCAUCAAUGACAUCACUGAGUCAGACUCUGGAUCAUAUCAGCUCAGAGUUAAUGGUAUCAGAUAUAGGACGACAGAUGGAUUUACAUUCUCUCCAAGAGCAACUGUCUCUGUUAAAGAUCUGACCCAGAAGCCCACAGUGAUGAUUCCUCUUCUGACAGAGGGACAACACACCACACUGACCUGCACUGCUCCUGGUCUCUGCUCUGGAUCUCGUCCUAAAAUCACCUGGAUGUGGAGAGGAACAGGAGAGAACCACUCUCACAUCACAGGAAACAUCACUGAGUUCAAGACUGAGAAUCUGACUGCUGUCACACAGAGACACAGCUCAACUUUGACCUUUAACCCUUCAGCUGAACACCACGGCACCAGUGUCACCUGUAAGGUCAGCUUCACAAACAACAUCACUACAGAGGAGACAGUGACUCUGAAUGUGACCUGGAUUUUGAAGAUCUCAAAAAACUCUGGAUGUAAGGUUCAGUCAGAAGUCCUGACCUGUGUGUGUAUCAGUGAGGGGUUUCCUUUACCCACCAUCAGAUGGCCGCUGUUGAAGAACCAUUCUGAGUACUCUGUUGUUACAACUGUGUCAGACCACACAGUCAACAGCAGUGUUACUGUUCCUGUAAAAGACCACAUCUACACCACUGUCAGAUGUGUCAGCAGCAAUGAAAAUGAGGAAGUGCAACAGAAUAUCAACAUAAUCGUGGCUUCAGAGAGACAAGAAGAUCAGCAUGGACCAAGUGCAGUGCUUCCAUGGGUGGUCGCUGCUGUAUCUCUCAUUGUGAAUGUCAUCCUGAUUAUAUGUGUGCUGAUCCUUUGGAACUCAAGAAAAAAGGUGAAAUCAAACCAAGAGGACAGAACUUACAUGUCACUGAAGAAAACCGACCAAUCACCAGAGUAUGAUGUUAUCGGCCAACCUCUGAACUAACAAGAGUCCACUUCCACCAAGUAUAGAAGAAGAUGGUACUUCUGUACUCUGACUGAUCUGUUAAAUCAUAUUUGUACAUGUGUAAAAUUUUAUGAACAUUGCAUUUCUUAGGGUUAUUAUUUAUUUCAUUAUCUUUUAUUGACUCAGUGUAAGUAACAUUUGCCAUCACCUGUUUUCACACCACACACCUUCACACGUGAAUUGCAUUUGUAAUUGCUUGUUUAUCUCUAACAAUGUGUCUGGAAUACGUUCUGUAAAAUCUACCUAAAAGGGAGGAAUUUAUCUCUGUAGGAUUGCAUAUGUAAUUCUUUUGACAAUAAAAGCCAUUUUAACUUGUA
This is a messenger RNA of Dicentrarchus labrax (European seabass), 1749 nucleotides long. RefSeq names its product sialic acid-binding Ig-like lectin 12. The coding region runs from base 137 to 1411 and encodes 424 amino acids. The transcript has 7 exons. Lineage: Eukaryota; Metazoa; Chordata; Actinopteri; Moronidae. The record is from RefSeq and is a predicted model, not a curated record.